Messenger RNA from Drosophila santomea, 2016 nucleotides. It is a transcript of the gene Ppcs, whose product is annotated as phosphopantothenate--cysteine ligase. NCBI's taxonomy places the organism in Eukaryota, Metazoa, Arthropoda, Insecta, Diptera, Drosophilidae. Gene Ontology annotation, cellular component: cytoplasm; nucleus. The transcript has 5 exons. Bases 581 to 1522 code for a protein of 313 amino acids. Gene Ontology annotation, biological process: coenzyme A biosynthetic process. The record is from RefSeq and is a predicted model, not a curated record. Gene Ontology annotation, molecular function: phosphopantothenate--cysteine ligase activity.
CACUGCAAUCAGCUGUUACCUGGCCAACGCGAUUUUUGGCCUGCACUUUGAACCCCGAGGUUUCGUGCGAAUAAAGAUACGGAAUUGAGUGCGCCUGUCCGCAUUCCCGCCGUCCCGCUCCGCCAUCCAAGUGCCCAUCGCAUUUUCGGUUCAGAAUCCCGCGGACCUCGCUGCCGUGCACAUCGCAUCGCAUUUCCACAGCUGCGUUUUUCAGCAUUUUCGUUCGCUCUCUCUCCGGUUUUUCUCAGCGCGCCCCUCUCCAAAGUUCCAUUGAUAAGCAGGACUAACGCCGCGCCUGCUCCGCCCCCUGCCGCCCACUCCGCCCGACGCUUUUCGGAAAGUGCAAAGCAAAGCAAAGCCAAGCAGAAGCGAAUCAAUCAAUUAAGAUAGUACGCCGAAUAGUGCAGUGCGUGUGUUAAUUAAUUUUGGUUGCCAUUUCGCACAUUCUGUGUUUAUUAAUAAGCAGUGCAUAGUUUCCGGCGGAAAAGGGCAACUUUCCGUUCAUUUUCGAGCUUCCGUUUGGCGGCCAAUUAGCAGGAGGUCGACAAAGAGAACCAACCAGGGAAAAGGAUCAGCCAACAUGACGCACUGGGAGGACUUCUACAACACGCACCUGCCGCCCGCGGACUUCGAGGACAAUCGCUCCCUGCUCAAGGAGUUCUGCGAGCGGCACAACAAGCUGCAGAACCGCAUCGUCCUCGUCACGUCCGGUGGUACAACAGUUCCCCUGGAGCACAACACGGUGCGGUUUGUGGACAAUUUUAGUGCUGGAACACGCGGCUCCGCCUCAGCGGAAUACUUCCUCGACCACGACUACGCCGUGAUUUUCAUGCACCGCCACAAGUCGCUGGAGCCCUUCACGCGCCACUUCACCGGCCAGCAGUUCUUCGACAUGCUGGACAUCGCGGACAACAGCCAGAGCUCGACGAUAGCCAUCAAGCCGGACUCGGUGGACGUGUUUGCUCCGGUGCUGGCCAAGUACAAGAUAGCCCGCGAAACGCAGAUGAUCCUGUACGUGAACUUCACCAGCGUGGUGGACUACAUGUGGCUGCUCCGUGCCGCCUGCGAGUGCCUGGCCGCCUUUGAGGAGCGGGCCGUGCUCUACCUAGCAGCUGCCGUAUCAGAUUUCUACAUACCCGAGGACAUGAUGCCCACCCACAAAAUGCAAUCAGGAGAUGGAGCGCCGACGAUUUCGCUUCAGCUGGUGCCAAAAAUGCUGGCCCCCCUCGCCAGCUUGUGGGUCCCACACGCCUUUGUGGUGUCCUUUAAGCUGGAAACGGACGAGAGCCUAUUGAUUGUGAAGGCACGUGACAGCCUCAACAAAUACAAGCACAAGCUGGUCAUUGCCAAUGUGCUGCAGACACGCAAGCAUCGCGUGGUGUUCGUCACGCCCACAGAUUCCUACGAGCUGCAUUUGACUCGCGAGCAGACGCUGCAAGGACUCGAGAUCGAGGAGCCCAUCGUGGCCGACGUGGUGCAAAAGCACGGCGAGUUCAUCAGCAACGCUCAACAGCGUCAAUGACCGUUAUCGAUGCGCCGGAGGCCACAGACGCAGCAUCAACAUCACCAACAACUGGCCACCGGUGACGAGGACGAGGAUGGCGGCGAUCUGGAUCGGGAUCCGUACUGCGUGACCAGCUCGCAUUAUUGCCGCGUUCUGAACCCGGGCACGCCAGGCUUUGCCCGCAAAUAUUGAGCAGGUUAUAGUCCAUAUUGUAUACUGGAAUGUGGAUGACAGACAUUUACAUUCGCUUAUUCCUUGCCGUUUGGUUUUGAGUUCCCGCCACAAUUUAUCUAUUUAUGGUCGCGCCUCAUAAUUGAGGUGGCACCGCUCCAUUAGUCCAUUCUCCUGUUGUUAUUUUUUUAUUAGUUAAUGUAUUUCCCUCAUUGUUGUCCCGAGAAAUGAUGUCACUUGUAUGUAUUCGCCGUUGCCUGGGCUCCUUUUCUUAUCUUCCUUUGUUUGCCGGCACGUUUAUGUCAUCGAGUAUACGCAGCGUGUUGCGCAGACAUCAAUAA